Messenger RNA from Heterobilharzia americana, 1095 nucleotides. NCBI's taxonomy places the organism in Eukaryota, Metazoa, Platyhelminthes, Trematoda, Strigeidida, Schistosomatidae. The record is from the annotation of a GenBank genome assembly.
AUGGAAAAGGAUGAACACUAUUGUAGCGCUUAUGUAACCAGUACGCAAUUCUGUAACUGGCAUUUUACGCCCUCUGAGUUGAUUACUCUUCGUUCGGACUGUAAUGCAGCUGCUCUUAAACGAUUACAGUUAACUUUGGAAACAGAAGAUAAUGAUACGAAAUAUUCAUCCAUUGGAUUAGAUUUUGAUCAAGAGCUUAAAAUCGUCAAACAUUAUGUCUACUUAAUGAAAGUUUUAUUUGACAAGUUUACAAAUCCUCAGUUACCGAAUGAUGUAUACGGUUUCGCUGUUACAUAUUUCAAACGUUUUUAUCUUAACCACUCAGUUAUGGACUUUUAUCCACGUGAUAUAAUGUUAACUUGUUUAUAUAUUGCUUGUAAAGCAGCUGAUUUUCCGAUUGGAUUGAAAACAUUUAUUUCACAUAUUCCUAGAAAUCAAGAAAGAUACACUUAUCUUGUUCUAAACUCUGAACUUUUCCUACUUGAAUCUUUGGGUUAUGAUCUGUGGGUAUUCACUCCAUAUCAAGCAUUAACUGGAUUUGUAGUUGAUUUAGUAGCAUAUCAAAGACGAAUUUGCCGUACACAGGAUGAAUCACACCUCCCAGACGAUAGAUCUGAUGCACAACUUGUUGAUGAAUUGUGUAAAGAAGGUGUAAAUCUAAUCAAUCUAUGGUAUCAAACUGAUUUAUGCCUUACAGUCCAUCCUAGCCAGUUUGCUUUGGCCGUUUUGGUGGAACUUGGUCAUGCUCGUCCACAGUUAGAUGUAGAAGUGUUUGUCAGGGAUGAAUUGUGCGGUUGUGAUCCAAUCCAGAAAUACAAACAACAUUCUGAUGUGGAUGAUGAAGAAGAAGUAUCAGAUGUCAAGCCAAAAAAUAAUAUAAAAUGUGAUCCAGAAACUCGUUGGCAAGAACUUUCUUCUCGUUUAGAUUUUAUUCGUCAAACAGUUGAUGAAUUCCAAUUUAUUACUGAUUUAGGCCCUGUGGGCGAAGAAGAGGUGAUUUUGGAUAAAUGUCGUAACCCACUGUACAACUUGGAAUCUGAUGAGUAUGCAGAAGCUAAAUCAAAAGCUGACAAGCUUAUGGCUAUGCUUGAGUAA